Molecule: messenger RNA, 3468 nt
Organism: Amoebophrya sp. A120
Lineage: Eukaryota; Dinophyceae; Syndiniales; Amoebophryaceae
Source: the annotation of a GenBank genome assembly
AGUAGCUUCGCAACAUGGAAAAGGAAAUCUCGUCUCUGCGAAUGCAGCCAACUGUAUCAUGGUUGCAUUUUGUUCUUGGCUGCUGUGAUGUUCACUUUUAUUUGAGUACUAUCGACAACAGACUAGUCACCCCACCGGUAUGCCGUUGUUAAGGUGCGUGGUAGUUGAAAUAACAAUGAAAUUCUGGUGGAAAAAGUGACAUAAUUCUUGGAAAUUUCUGAUCUUGCUGCGACCAGUUCCAGUCCCAAGUAAUCUUUCCAAAACCAGUCUCUAUUCAUCGACUUCCCCCAAGUCACCUGCGAAGAUCUUUGAAGAUUUGAAGCAUAGAUGAAACCUUAAUAACGGAUGCAGCUACCACGCCCGUGCAGAAGAUAUCGUGAAACCCAAGAGUUACAAUGAGAUCACGUCUAAUAUGCAGUGUCAGCAGAGCGCACAACCCCAAUCACGAUCACCAAGAUCAUCUGUAGACACAUACGAAUAAACUUGACAGCAGCAUUUGAUUGUUUUACGACUACGUUGACGAUUCGCCACAACAACAGCAGAGAAGCAAAUCUAGAAAAAGAACUGGCGAAGUCCAAGAAGUUGUUUUUUGACAGUGUUUGACUAUAUUGCUACAAUCGUUAGUGGUCGCGUGGUAGUUGCAUUGAAAAUUAAAAGUUUUUACCAUGGACGAUUACGGCGAUAGUUACUACCAAAAAGACAGCUACGGCAAAAACAAGGGGAAAAAGGGAAAAGGCAAGGGCAAAAAAGGCAAAAGCGGCAAGGAUUCAUGGUAGAAAGUCUUCGUUUGUGUUUAUCACAUUAGCGCGGUACUGAAGACGUCACUCCUUGUAGUAUUUACCCUAUUUGUUCUCAUGUCAAAAAAACAAACCAAAUUGAAAUUCAUUCAAUGAUCUCAGGCAACGCAGCUCCCCGCACGAUGACGAGGAUAGUUAUGGGCGUGACCAACAGGACCAGUAUUAUCCUCCCAGAAGACUAGAGUCCCCCCCGCGAACGAACAAGGGCGGGAAUCGCUAUGACGAUGAGGACCGCGAGGCGAAGGGACGAGGAGGUUACGAUAGGCCGAGCAACGACUACGACGAAGGUUAUGGCGGAGGUUACAGCGCGUCUAGUAGCAAGAAGGGGAGUAGCUCGUACGGGGGAAAGGCGUCCAGCAAGAGCAGAGGAAAGUAUGACGACGUUGACCGAGAUGAUUACAACAACGUAAAGGGUGGUGGACCGUCAAGUAGGCAAAAGGACGGCUAUGACGAUUACAACAGCUACGAAAAUAGUAGCCGGUCGUACGGAAAGAGCCCUAGCCGCGGGAAGGAUAAAGACGGCUACGGAGGCGGUAGCUACAACAAGGGCGGAUCCACAGGCUCGAGUGGAAAGAAUUACCGCGAAGACUACGGAACCCAGGAUCACGCGGACAACAUCGAAAACAGCCGCGGCUACGAUCGCCGAGGAGGGGAUCGUGACCGUGAUGAUGACUACUACAACGACAGGAAAGGAGCAGGAAAAACGAGUGGCGGAAAAAGCAGCGGCUACUAUGACAAAGAUGCGGACACGCCCGGUACUAGUAGUUCCUACAACCAGCAGCGACCGGCCAUCCACCAGCGAAGGAGGCCUGAGUCGCCUCCCGGUGGGGGCUACAAAGGGAGCAAAGGAAAGGGCAAGGACAUCGGGAAGGACGGUGGUAAGCCAGGAGACGAUUACUACUACGACGAGCGAGAAGCAGCACCGCAACAGAUAGCAGACAGCAGGAGAGCACCUGCACCAGAGCCCGCGAGACCAGUGGUUGUUAAGACAGAGGAGGAAGUAAAGGCGACACUGAAGAAGAUCAAAGGAAUCCUGAACAAGCUCUCACCACAGAAAUUUGACAGCCUGUAUAAUUUAUACGUGAGUCUGAGUGAUGGUGAUGCUUGGUCUAUGAUAGCGAUAGGGUAGAAGUGCGUUUUUGAUCGGAAAGUAAGCCGCGGUGUACCCAGGUUCGCUUUGUCGCGCCGUGCUACAAUUUGCGCAGUUUUAGAAAAAUUGAGAUAGUGAUACAUAGGUGGAGUAGCGUGCUUGUUUUUUCCUGUAUUGCUACCACACAUUCUACACUACAGCGCGGACCAGUUGAAAGAGGUGAUCACGUGCCCAGACGAUGUGGAGAUGUUUGCAGAGCAGAUUUUCGACAAGGUCGUUAAACAGCACAACUUCCUGGAGCUCUACACAGACAUGUGCGUUCGGUUGAACUCAUGGUGCCAGGAGGGAACAAUUGCAAGCGUGGUACAUAUGCUUCAUUGUCUUCUAAUAUGAAUCAUAGAAGACUUUCUGGAUUUCUGUGCCUAAAUUGAUGAAAUUUUUUUGAGCUCGUCCCGACCGGGUCGUCGUUUUUUUUGCUGUCUAGAUAGAGGCGGAAUCAACUGUGAUCAUACAUGAUUCGAAAACAAUAUCAGGACCCUAAAUCUUUUCGCUCCAUCCUUCUGAACCGGUGUCAGUCAAGCUUCGAAAAGUACCUCCACGAGCCGGAACCCAACCUGGAGGCCACGGAAAUGCACAGCCAGCUGGAGGUUGAGACUUUGUACAAAAAAUGCAUGCUCGGCACGGUGAAAUUCGUCGGAAAGUUGAUUGUUAACGAACUCCUGGCCAGCCGUUUGAUCUUGAUGAUCUGCGACAGUUUGCUGGAGUCUCCCGGGGACACGAUCAAAGUCGAGAACUUGACGGUAUUUGUGACUAAUUUUCUAGACUUGCAAAAAUUGCGUUUCUGUUGUUGAUGCAUUUUGUACACGUAGACGUACUAGUACCAUGGCGAAGGAUAGCGGUAUGUAAAUUUGUGUAUACAACAAGAACAUGUCGUGCGCGAUUGUAUGUUUAUCAAAAACUCCAACACCAGGUUUUCCUCAAAGUCAUAGGUCCAGAAUUCGACAAGGACACUUGGGCGCACCAUAAGGAGCUGAAGACCAAAUUCUUCCAGCUUAUGGACAUCGCAAACACAACGGAGAAUAAGAAGGUCCGGUUUGCCAUCAUGAAUCUUCUGGACACUAGGAAAAACAACUGGGUCGAGAUCACGGCGUAGGGAAAAGUUCCGUGUGCAAUUACUGCACAGCCCACAGAGACGAGAUGUGUCAUCUUCAAAGUCGAAGCCGCAAGAGGAUGUUCUUUCAAGUAUCACUACCACACGUAAGUAACGAGAACAACUCUGAAACACUGUUAUGUGUAUCACGCGCAGAACUUUUCGAAGUUUCACGACUGGACUGCAUUGAAAUAGGAUUUUUAUUCACUUGUGUCCCUGCUUCUUUUUGCAGGUUUUCAUUGCAAACAAACUUUCAUGUUUACUUAUAUGCGGGCUCGUACUAAAUCUACAACCGCCCUCUGUCCCUCCCGCAAUUGUAAUUGACGGAGAUUUUCUUUCCACCAACCGCGCAAAUUUGGUGGCCUAUGAACAGCAGAGGAGUUUUGAUUUUUUUUCGCGAACAAGUUGUGAUGAAGUAGUUGUCAGAUAUA